This is a messenger RNA of Plasmodium vinckei vinckei, 564 nucleotides long. RefSeq names its product 60S ribosomal protein L18-2, putative. NCBI's taxonomy places the organism in Eukaryota, Apicomplexa, Aconoidasida, Haemosporida, Plasmodiidae. The record is from RefSeq and is a predicted model, not a curated record. The coding region runs from base 1 to 564 and encodes 187 amino acids. Gene Ontology annotation, molecular function: RNA binding; structural constituent of ribosome. The transcript has 3 exons. Gene Ontology annotation, cellular component: cytosolic large ribosomal subunit; ribosome. Gene Ontology annotation, biological process: translation.
AUGGGUAUUGAUCUUAAAAAUGUUGGUAGAAUAAAAAAACAUGGAAGGAAACACCUGGUUUCCAAAAACCCAUACCUUAGGUUAUUAGUAAAGUUGUACCAAUUUUUAGCUAGAAGAACUGACAUCAACUUUAACAAAAUAAUUGCCAAAAGGCUUAUUAUGCCUAAACGUUUUAGACCCCCAUUGUCAUUAUCAAAAUUACAAUCUCAUAUGAAAAAUCAUAAAGAUAGUGUAGCUGUCGUUGUUGGGUCAAUAACAGAUGACAAGAGAUUAUUCAGUUGUGAAAAUUUAAAGGUUUGUGCAUUGAGAUUUACCGAAACCGCUAGAAAAAGAAUUCUUGAUGCAGGAGGAGAAUGUUUAACAUUUGAUCAACUAGCUUUGAGAUACCCAACUGGAAAAAACUGUAUACUUUUAAGAGGCCCAACUAAAGCAAGAACUGCUGAAAAACAUUUUGGCAGUGCUCCAGGUAGACCCAAAUCAAAAGCUAGACCAUAUGUUCGUUCAAAGGGAAGAAAAUUUGAAAAAGCUCGAGGAAGAAGAAAAUCUAGAGCAUACAAGAAAUAA